AUGACAACUGAAACCGCGACGAAAGCACCGCCUACGAAGGAGACUUUUCACUUCAUCAACGAGCCGGCAGAAGCUAUCAACGAAGCCCUGAUCGGUCUCACGCAUCUCAAGCCGAGCUUAUCAUACAACAAGGAAUACAAGAUUGUGUACCGCAACGACCUGGCCGCAUUCAGUGAGGAUCAUGUCACGACGAUUGGAUUUGGUAAGGUGUCCUUCUCAUUGGAGAGUGCAUCCCAGCUAACGAUUGCUUCCAAGCUGGCGGCGGCCACGAACCCAUGUUCGGCGGCUUCGUAGGACACAAUUACCUCUCGGCCUACGUCUCCGGUAACGUCUUCGCGUCUCCCACCGCUGCGCAGAUCUUCGAAGCGAUCAAGAUGUGUCAACCGACUUCGGGCAAGAAGAGCAGAGGGACAUUGAUUGUGUGCGGAAACUAUACUGGUGAUAUUCUGAACGCCGGGUUGGCGAUUACACGGGCACAGGCGGCUGGGUAUAAAGUCUACUUCAAGCCGGUAGGGGACGAUGUUGCGGUGGGGAGGAAGAAGGGAGGAAAGGUAGGGAGGAGGGGGUUGAGUGGACAUCUCAUUGCGUUGAAGAGUGCUUGUGCGCUUGCGGAGAAAGGGGAGACGUUGGAGCGGGUCGCGGAGGUUAUGGAGUAUGUUGCUGGUAAUGUCGGGACGAUUGGGGUUGCCUUUGACAGGUAUAAUCGAUCGCUCUCUCCCCAUGCUACUGAUGGUGACGAAUGUUGAUCACGCUUCUAGGGUCGCUCUCCCCAAUGCUACUUUGACCGACCUGCAGACCUUACCGCCAGCCACCAUCGAGCUCGGAAUGGGGGCCCACGGUGAACCCGGUCUCCAGCAAAUCUCCCCGAUCCCCCCGGCAGACGCUCUCGUUUCCCAAAUGCUCGACCUCCUCCUCGACAUCUCCGACAACGACCGAGCCUUCAUCCCCUUCUCCCAAUCCACACACCCCACCACCGACCACGAAGUCGUCCUCCUCUUGAACUCCCUCGGCAGCACCUCCGACGAGAUCCUCGCCCGCUUCGCCGAACUCGCAAAGACGGAACUCGAACGGCGCGGCUUCCUCGUCAGGAGAUUAACACUGGGCCCUCUCGUGACGAGUUUGAAAAUGAGUGGCUUUGGGAUUACGGUUUGGCGUUUACCCCCGGACAGCGGCGAGACCAUGGAAAGGAAAGAGGCCUUGCAACUCUGGGAUUCCAAAGUCGAUGUCGUUGCUUGGAGACAGUAA
This is a messenger RNA of Lecanosticta acicola, 1245 nucleotides long. Lineage: Eukaryota; Fungi; Ascomycota; Dothideomycetes; Mycosphaerellales; Mycosphaerellaceae. The record is from the annotation of a GenBank genome assembly.